AUGACAAAACUUCUACAGCUAGCUGUUGCCAUUUUAUGCUUUGCCCUAGUAUCAGCUGUCGAGCUUGACCUCAUUUCCAAAAAGCACGAUGAAGCUCAAGCUCUCGGUGUCCAACUUGAAAAGACCUCUCAAAUCGACCUGAACAAAGAAGCCAUGACAUUUGCGAAAAAAUGUGAAGCUGACUGCCAAGCAAUCAAGGCCAAACUUGACAAGCUCCUACCAGACCUAAUCUUUGACGUUCAAGAAGAGUUGCACAACGCAAAACCAGAAAGUUCUGAGGGGCAACUCUUCCAUAGCAACGUCACCGCUUGGCUCCAAGGGAUUGUUACCAAGCUUCCAGUGGAAAAUAUUACUGCUGCCAAAAUUGCGUCCGAUGGUGUAAGAAAGAUUCUACUAAUCUCAGGGAAUAGAAUGGAUACCACAGACUCGUUUCUGUCAGCGGAUUUUCUGAAGUUUAUUGCAUUUGCGUGUCUCAUCGAACUCUUCUGGCCUACCAUCUCCGAAAUGGCAACCGGAGCUAUUAAUCUAUUUUGCAUGGGUCUCUUCGGCUUCAUCAAACAACGCAUA
Molecule: messenger RNA, 567 nt
Organism: Mesorhabditis spiculigera
Lineage: Eukaryota; Metazoa; Nematoda; Chromadorea; Rhabditida; Rhabditidae
Source: the annotation of a GenBank genome assembly